AAUCCCUAACCAGUUUCCAGCACGCAAAGCGCUUGCUUGGUAUGUUGUGUCCCGUUUAAAGAAAAAAAUCGCAAAUGUCGGCAUUGUGCCCCAAAUGAACCCGCGCCCUCUCGCUAGUGGUGUUUCAGUGCCCCCCUUCACCUCGAAAAUAUGAAAUUACCUUCCAAUGCCGGACCUUUAGUGCAUUUUAGCGUUCGCCUCAACGCCUUCUGUCAAACGUAGCGGCUGCAAAUGGCGUCAGAUAAUGAAGCUUCUUGUGAAAGUGAUCCGAAUUUCGCCGUUAUUUGUGCGUUCAUGGAGAAAUUCGGGACGACAUGCGGCAUACAAAGCAUCGACUUCUUGGAGCUGCAGGAGAUGCUCGAGAACACGCAGGAAGUUCCACAAGAACUAAUAGACCUCCACAUCAAACUUCUCCGUAAAUCAAGGAAAACAGUCUCCAACGAACGUUGGGAGAAGGCAGUGAUAAAGUUCUGUCAUACCUUUUGUGUCCAGGAUGCAUGGGAGAUCGAACGAUUCGGAUACAAGAAAGCGAGGCUGUCGUCAAAGCUGCGAGUUCUUAAAGAACUCUUGGAAAUGCAGUUCGAUUAUAAUGCGCGCUUCAAAGCCGAAGUCAACAAAAUGUCAGCGGAGGAGUUGCGCUCUCAGCCGUUGGGUAAGGACAAACAGGGGCACGCUUACUGGUUUCAGAACGACAACAACUGUCAGAUACGCGUGUACAAGGAGGAUCCCGACGAGGAGACCUGGACUUUGGUGGCAAAGGAUAGAGAAGGCCUAGCUUCAUUAAUAAGCGAACUGAGCGAUGGCGAUUCAAAAGUGAGUUCAGAAUCGGCCACCAACGAGGAAGACAGCAACAGUUUAGCCGAGAAACCUAUAAUAGACACCGGUCAAGUGGACUCGUCCUCGUCCGACUCCAAUAAAAAAAUCUCCGGCGAUUCCGAAAGCUCGAACGAAUCGAAGGAAUCGACGAAAAAAGAAGAUAAUAACAUAUCACCCCAAGAAGAAGGCGACGCCGCAACCGACGAAGAAUCACCAGAAGAAUCACCCGAAGAGAAGGAAACCAAGAUGGAGAGCGAAGCGUCGACGAACCCGAAACGUCCCAGAGAGAGCGACGAGGAACCGACCGAAUCCAAGAAGCCGAAGCUCGAAGAAGAAGCCGUGGUGAGUGAGGCGAUAGAAGAACCCGUGAUGAUAAUCAAGGGCGAGGGCUCGGGGGCGGAGAACCAGGCCGUCAGCCCGAUCGUCGGCGAAGAGGUCGAGGAAGAUCUGAUGUUUUUUUACGGCGAAGGUGACGGCGAGGAGUGCCAGACGGGGAACGAGGACAAGAACGCGGAGCAGAGCCAGCCCGAGGGCGGCGAGUCGAAGAGCGGUGGUGGGAGAGACGCUAGUGAUAGUGUAGUCAGUAUUAGUGAUUCGAAGAAUUGCGUCAACGACGAAGUUCCUACAUCUCCUGUAAAAAGUCCAUACAAAUUAGGUACCAUUAUCGACACGAAGACUGACAAUAAAUUUUUUAGUACAGUUAAGAGUCCGACGAAGAAAUCGCGAUGGGACGUGGACACGAUAAUCGCGACGGACGCGCCGGAGUGCGGCCGCGUCAAGGAGCUCGUCACCAAGUGGGAGCAGGCGAACGACGACGAUAAGGAGGCGGACACGCCGAAGAAGUCGAUGUUCUUCUUCGGACCGGGCUGUCUCCAGUUCAGCCCGGCGACGGUGGGCUUCGGCCAAAAAGUGCCUCCAGAAAAAAACGAAAGCCUGGAAGUCCUGCCCGACAAGGCGAAGGGGGACGUCGGGUAUAGGAUAGGGGAGGACAAUAAGGCGGAAACCAACGAUUGUGUUCAGUCCGGCGCUGAAGCGGGACCUUUAGUUAGUCAAGUCGAUAAUGAAGAAACACCAGUAGAAUGUAAAGUAGAUAAGUUAGACAAUGAAGUAAGUACUGCAGGUGAUAAUCUAGGUGCAGCUAGCGAAGUAGAACAAACCAAAGUUGAAGAAGCUAGAGGUAGCGAAAGUCGUGGACCAAAAGGUGACUCUGAGGCAAACGAAGAACAAGUCAGAAACGAAGAAACAGACAUACAAGCAGCUGUGGAAGAACAGAUAGUCACAGAAAGCGACGACGCAGAAGAAAGUCGCAGGAUACCUGAAGUCACCGCCGCUUUGGUCGACUACAAAGAGUCUCCACAAGACGCCAAAAACGAAGAAAGUGAACCCGUGGUCGCUGAAUCCACCUCGGAUCCGGUGCCUGCAGUUGAAGAACCAUGCGUCAAAAAACACGCUUACGUUCUUGGUGAAGAAACGACGGAAGCACCAGUUGCCGAAGAACCAACCGAAAACCACGAAGUUGAAGAAAGUGUCCAAGAGACAGAGAAUCGCGAAUCUGAAGAAAAAACAGAAGCUGUGAUCACUGAAAAAGAAACACUAGUUAUAGACAAUCCGGCAGAAGUAAGAAAACCGGAAGAAGAAGUCUCGAACAUUGACGAAAACGAAAAUAAACAAGUAGUAGCUGAGUUGAAGAAUGAAGAAAAUCUAGAAUCAAUUAAAUGUGAUCGAAAAGAAGAUGAUGUUUUAGCGAGUAGCGAAACCGGUCCGAAAGAAGAAAAAGUUUCGGUUCCGGAAACUACCGAAGUUUGUACAAGUUUAUCAAAAGAAAGCGAAAAUUCUACCAAAGUGGAAGCGACCACCGAAAUUGAAGAAACAAAGGAAGCCGUGCCGAAAACAAACGACGAAGUAACUCUAGAGGUCGACGGAAACGCCCCCAAGAGUGAAACUGUAGAAAAAGAAGAUCCAGUUGAAGAUCAAAAAGAAGAACACGACGCAAAAACACCAGAUUCUGUAGUAGAAAAACCGCCCGAAACAACACCACCAGAAGUUGAAAAUCCGGUUGAAGAUAAAGCUACUGAAAACGAGUGCAAAACGGAUACGAAUACAAAAAACCCUCAAAUAGAAGAAGAAGAAAAACCAAGUUUAGACGUGAUAAAAGAACUUCCGCAGCCGGAAACUGUACCAACAGAAGAUAAAAAAUCCCCCGCAACAAAAGAAAGCGACAAUAAAGUCCCCGAUAAACCGGAAAAGCCAAAGAAAGAAGCAAUCGUGUAUCUAAAAAACGAAGAUAAACUUAAAGUGGACGAAAAAUGUAUGAAAGAAGAAAUCAAAGAAGCGACCGUUGUUACAAAGCGCGGCCGCAAAAACAACUCCGACCAAAGUGCUGAACCUCGCGUUUUCACAAGACGUUCGACUCGAUCUUCAAAAAACGAAGAAUCGGGUGAAGACAGGCCGCUCGAAAUUCCACCACCGACGAGGAGAGGCCGCCCGCGUGCCAACCAAAAGUCCGGGAAAGAAGAAGAAGGAGACUCGAGCAAGAAAAUGAAGCUAUCGAACGAAGAAACCCAAAGUGACCCGAAGCGAACGCUACGCAGCCAACAAAAAGAGGAGCCGAAACCGGACGAAGCACCCGAAAAACCGAAGGAAGAGGUUGCGAAGAGCGAAGAUACGGAAGAGACGACGGCGGAAGUGGAACAACCGAAGCCGGAAAAAGAAGAAAGCUCGCCUGGGUCGGCCGACGUCACUGAAACCGUGGUGGUGGAGAGCAGCAGCAGCAGCGACGUGGUAGAAGUCACCGAUAAAGAUCCGUUAGAUGGCGAAAACGCGAAAGAAAAGAAGAAACCGAUGUCGUUGGCGACGUUCUCGCUCGAUUUUAACGAAUCUCCGACUCCGAUGCCGCUUUUGACUAGACGCGGCUUGAGGAAAAGAGGGCGCGAAAGUCCGCAGAAUUCCGAAGAAACUGAAGAAACGGCGGGGAAACGUCCGAAAAUGAAGGCGAAACGAGCCGCCGAUAUCAAACUGCGGAAAAGUAUAGAAGAACAGAAGAAGAAGGAUCUUAUUAGUAGCGACGACGACAGUAAGGGAGAACAGGCCAAUAAGAGUGAAAAGAAGAAACAUGCGAGUCGGGACGACGAAGAGGACGAAGACGCGAUCGUGGUGAGCAGCGAAGACGAAAAGGAAGUCAAAAAGAAGAAAAAUAAGAAAGCCGUGAAGAAUAAAAACAAGAGGAUAUUGUCGAAUUUGGGGAUCGAUCUUCAACAGGCCUUGGAGUUAGGGCACGAACAAGUUGGGGUGAGACAGUCGAGGAGGAUAGCGCAGCUGAAGAUAAAAGAAGAAGCGGAAAGAAGGAAGUUGGAGGAGGAGAUGGUGCACGAGACGGAGCAUACGAAGAAGAAGAAAUUCAAGAAAAAAGACAAAGACAAAGACUACAAAGUGAAGAAGUCGCAGUUGGAAAAGGGCGACGACGAACCGGCCGAAGAUGAUAGCACCGACUCGAAGAAAAAAAAGAAGAAAAAGAAGAAGCACAGGUUGUUCGACGAAUUGAAUCCGUGGAGGUCGAGCAGCGAUUCGAGCAGUUCGAACGAAGAAGAAGAAAUGGGGGAAGAAGAGGAGGAGGAAGAUGAAGAUGUGCUUCAGUACGUUUCUGAUCACGAGUUUUCGCCAGAGAGUGACAUGGAAGGCGACGGCGAAGCGUUGCCUCUGAAAAGGGCACGUACUGCUCGUAAAGAGUCGGAUGUAGAGGAAGUCGACGACUGCCCGUGUCAGAAAUGUGGUAAAUCCGACCACCCUGAAUGGAUUCUACUUUGUGACAACUGCGACAACGGUUGGCACUGUUCGUGCCUAAGACCGCCCCUUUUGGUAAUACCAGAAGGUGAUUGGUUCUGUCCGCCAUGUCAGCACGCAAGCUUACUCAAAAAACUGCAAGAGAAACUAAAAGAAUACGAUAAAAGAUUAAACAAAAAGGAAAUCGAAGAUCGGCGUAAACAACGCUUAGCUUAUGUUGGUAUCAGUCUCAAUAGCGUCCUUCCGGCUAAAGAUACCGAAAACAUUAAAAAGCGACGUCGCCUUAAGAAAGCUAAGCACGAUGACGACGACGACGACGACGAUGACGUAGAUGGCGAAGAAGCAAGUAGUGAGGAAUCCGAGUCCGACUCUGCCUCUGAUUCUGAAUCAGGGAGCGACUCAGACGAGCCGAUUUAUCAAUUACGUCAAAGGCGCCAGGCUCACAGUUACAGGUUUAACGACUUCGACGACUUGAUUAAUUCCGCGAUUCAAGACGAAAUGGAUGCGGUGAAGGGGGCCGGUAACCAAGGCAGGGGUAAGGAUAUAGCGACGAUAGUGAACGCCGAAAAGGAAGAAGAGAGGAAGAAAGAGGCGGAGGCCGAGGCAGAAGUCGAAGUCGAGGCGGAAAAGGAGGGAGAGCCUGUGGAGUUGGAACCUUUACCGCCUGUGGUGCCUAUUAACGAAAAAGACAAAGAACCGAAACCGCUAUUUGGUGAAGACCCCAUCGGUAAAAAGAAGAUCAUCGGAAGAAAGAAACACAGGAAAUUGAACGCGCUUGAUAUUAGUAGCGCGGACGAUGACGAAGAUUCGGAUGAAGAUUUCAAAGGGACGAGUAGCGAGUCGGAUGAUGAUUUCGACGAGGAACUAGGGAGUGACGAUAGCGAUGAUUUGGACGGCGGGCGAAAUAGAAGACGGGGGGCUGAUCCGGUUAGACGAUCCACGAGGGCUAGAACUUCGAGAUAUGACGCAGAUUUCAUUGACGACGGUGACAGCGACAGCGAAGAUCACGCGCCUCGACGCAAGAAGAAGCGCUCGAUUUGGGACGAGACCGAAUCCGAGGAGAGCGACCGCUCGUGGGGUCGCAGAAAACGAAAACCGGCUAGUCGCUCCAAGAAGCCCACAAGCACUUCAAAGAAGAAGAAAUCGAAGAAAAAGAAAAAGCACGACUCGGACGAAGAAGUGUACAAGAAGAAGAAACCGAAGAUCAAGUUUGGUUUGGACGGGGAUGACGACGGUCCCGUUCGGAGGACGCGCGGGAAGAAAAUCAACUACGUGGACGCUUUAGGGUCGGACAGUGAUGAGGAUCGAGUCAAGAGACCUCCGCCUAGGAUCGAGAGCGACGAAGAGUACGUUGCGAACGAAGACGAGAAAGUCAGCGAGGACGAAGGCGAAUCGGGGGAGGAAAACAUGAUGUCGAAGCCUCCGAAAAUCCAGAUUCAGUCCUACACGGAUGCCAGGUUUACUCAGUUGUUGCCGGAACCGAAGGGUCAAGGUUUGGAUGAGUGCGAGGGGGAGUUGAACCCGAUUGAUCAAAUCAAUAGGAAUGUGGAGAUGAUGGACGAAAACGAGAUGGAGAAAAUGAUGGAGGAGGAGGAGUAUGCGAAUAAACAGUUGCAGAUGGUGGCGCAGCAGUUGGAGAAGGAGAAAAGGAGGAAGGAACGGGAGGCGAAGAAGUUGGAAGGGGGUUUACCGGGUCAGUUGCAGUCAGAGCAGAAGAAGAGGAUGAUGAGGAAACAGAGAGAUCAGUUCCAGUUCAGUGGGUCGAUGCAGGAACCUCUGGUGGGUAACGUCGAUAGUUUAAUUAUCAAUUCGGAAAACAACGACGAGCUGUCGGAACCACCGGGAGUUUCUUUGCCUUUGUUUGCCGAAUUGGGGGCUGGCGGUGGCGACAUGGAAGAAACGGUAAAGAAACGUAGAGGAAGGAGUAAAAAGACUUUGGAGGAGACGGUAGCGAAUCUAGGCGGUACGAGAUUGCAGGAAGGGGCAGCGUUUAUGGCGAUGGGUGGCAAUAAGAUGCAUCCGACGGACUUAUCCAUGCCUCAAGAGAGUAACAUCGAAAUAGCCGCCCCUCCACAACCUUUCUCCCAGAGUCAACCUACCCCAUCUGUGAUCACCAGGAUGUUGCAAAGCAAACCUGGACAAGCUGGAUACCCAGUGGGUACUAUUAGACCUAAGCAAUUCGCCUCGAUGCCUGAUAGAGACGAGGACGUCCACCAGCCCAUAUCUUCGGCGGCGGCGCACCCUGGACAAUACAUUCAAGGUGCCGGCAUGCGGCCUCAGAUGUCUAGCCCGUACCGGCAGAUGGCGCCAGCCAUGAACCACUACCCCCGCACCGCCCCUCCCCCUCCUCAACUCCGCACCCCCGUCCCGCACUUGUACCACCGCGCCAUGGACCCGUCGCCGUCCGGCGGUGGCAUCGCGGACCACAAUUCGCCCGGGCGCGUCGUCUCCCCGGCCUCCAGCAGCCCAGGGAGCAACAAAAACGAGACGCCGCCGCCUCCGUACUCGCGACCGCCGGCAGCCGCGCCCCCUGGGGGCCGGUUCCCGCCGCUCGUGACGACCAGCGCCGGUGCCAGGCACAUCCAGCAGAUGGUGCCGCCGCCCCACAUGCAGCCGCCGCGGCCGAACCUGUCGCCGUACCACCCGGGCAUGCCGCCGCAGUACCACUACGGGCAGUUCGGCCAGGAGGACGCCCUGCCCCCGACCAUGUACCAGAAUUCGCCGUACUCGGAGCCGUUCGAGGGGCAGGCCAACCCCUCGGAGAACAGUAACAGUAAGUCGUUCGAGGAGGAGUCGGGGGGCGAGUUCGGAGGGUUGGUUUCGUACUUUUCGAGUCAGCGGGAGGAUGACCUGGAGUCAUAAGGACUUUGCGAACGCGUGUGUAGCCAUUUAUUAAAUUAUUGAGAUUUGUAUAACGUUUUUGGUACCUACCUGUGGAAUUUAGUGGGGGUUUUAUAUCAUUUUUUCGAUUUAAGAAUUAAAUUAUAUUUAUAAUGUACAGAAAUUAGUUCUAAUUUUUAUAUUAAUAUCAAAUAGAUGUGUAAAUAUUUGUAUAUAAAAUAUAAUAACUAGACAAUUCAAUAACGCUAGUAUUACUACUAUGAUAUAAAGAAUGGGUGUUUUUAAUGUGAUGUGUAUAUUCCUUACAUAGUGUAUACAAGAAGUUUAUGCAUUUUUACCUAAAAGCUUAUUUUUAUUUAAACAGAGUCUAGCUUCCAGUGUUGCUACUAAAAGUGCGACGUUUUUCUCGAAUGACGUUCGGUCAUGUUCGGAAACUGUGACGAAUGAACGCAUUUCAGCCCCCUUUCUUUUUGUUAUGAUCGACUUAAGUCAGUCAGAGUGUAAACGUUAGUUUUUGAAUUGUAAAGCACUUUAUUUACGAGAAAUAAAAAGCGAGUUUUGGUUUA
Zophobas morio is the source of this 8003-nucleotide messenger RNA. RefSeq names its product remodeling and spacing factor 1. The record is from RefSeq and is a predicted model, not a curated record. Lineage: Eukaryota; Metazoa; Arthropoda; Insecta; Coleoptera; Tenebrionidae. Gene Ontology annotation, molecular function: histone binding. Gene Ontology annotation, biological process: negative regulation of DNA-templated transcription. Bases 232 to 7458 code for a protein of 2408 amino acids. Gene Ontology annotation, cellular component: RSF complex; chromatin. The transcript has 10 exons.